CGACAACGACGCAUUCUAGAUACUGUGGCAAAUGUUUAAUUUAAUUUUUAUUUUGCCGAUUGGAAAUAAAUAACAUAAAACAGUUAUUAGUCAUAUAAUAUACAUUUUAUUAUCAUUAUAUUGCGGUGUACAAUGUUGAUGGACGCGAAGAAUUAAUAUCAAAACAAAGAAGGGCGUUUGGGUUCAAUUUUUGGAGAAAAAUAAAUAAAGAAAAUUAUACAAAUAUUUUCAUGGAAAAAUAAAAUUAUAAGCACCUGCAUAAAUAGCCAUUGAAAAAUUCCACCAAAAUGAAUGUGAAUGAUGUGUGGAAUUUUCGAUGGAACUGGACUGAUUUUUGUUCUACCGGAGUUCGGCCAUUUGCCAGUGAUUCAAAUGAUUUGCUACCGUGCUUUCAGGAAAUUAUUUUACAACUACCAAUUUAUACAUUGUUUGCUGCAGUGUCGGCAUAUCAUUUUGGAAGCUAUACUCGGUGUUUAGCACGAGAUCGCAAACAAUUAUGGGCCAUUUAUUUGCGCGUAGUAACCACAAUUCUUUUGGCUUCAUUACCAGUAUUAAAACUAUUUGAAUUUUAUCGUUUGGGUGUCAAAUUGUAUGCGGCUGAUAUACUGGUCGUUUGUACGGAAUGUGUUAUGUGGGUGGUACACAGUGGUUAUCUGCUAACUUCCCGAAAUUUUGGUGAACUAAGUCACAGAGGACCUUUAGUCAUUAUAGUCAUGUGGUUGGCUAUAUUCGUUUUGGAUGCAGUAUGGCUACGUUCUAGUCGACAUUUUGAUUGGUGGCCAUGGAGUUUAGCCACCUUACUACUCGAUACUUGUUAUGGUUUAACACUUAUACCCAUUGGGAAAUCUACUUAUACAGGAGCACGCUAUCCACAGGCUAAUACAGAACAAACAUCACUACUAUCACCACGUUACACACACUUUCAUUUUGAUUUCAAUGAAGCUCAUUUGGGUCAUGCACAGGAUGAAGCUAAUUAUUUGUCACGGUUCUUUUUCCAUUGGGUGGGGCCUCUUAUCUCUAAAGGCGUGGCCGGAAAUCUAAGGCGUAUCGACGAUUUAUUUGAUUUGCCAGAUGCUUUAAAUAUACCCAGAAUUAGUGAAAAGAUACAGAUUAGUAUUUCGAGAUCGAAAAAUUUAUUUUGGGCUUUGCACAAAGCAUUUGGCAAAGAAUUUUAUUUGAUUGGUAUAUUAAGAUUCAUAGCAGACAUUUCAAGUUUUGCUGGUCCUUUGCUGCUGGGUGGUUUAUUGAGACAAGGAUCUUCGAAAGAUGAUACGAAUGAAGAUGAUUUUAAUUGGCUGCCAUAUUUGUAUGCUUUGGGUUUAUUUGGCACCCAACUGAUAUACACCUUUUGCUCUUGCCACUUCAAUUGGCGCAUGUCUAUGAUUGGCAUGAAAAUGCGUAUUGGUGUCGUAAGUGCCAUUUAUCGCAAAGCUUUGGAAGCCCGUGGCUUAAAAGAUGCCCGUCCCGAAGUAUUAAAUCUCAUGUCUACUGAUACCGACCGCAUUGUGAACUCUUGCGUUUCAUUUCAUUCCUUCUGGAGCAUACCAUUUCAAUUGUUUACUACCCUGUAUUUACUAUACACUCAGCUGGGAGCUGCCUUUAUAGCUGGUGUAAUUUUUGCCGCUGCUCUUAUACCCAUUAAUCGUUGGCUGGCCAAACGUAUUGGCCAUUAUUCUCAAGGUCUUAUGACAGCCAAAGAUGCUCGUAUAUCGGCUACCAGUGAAACUAUUACUGGUGCCAAGCAAAUUAAACUGAAUGCCUGGGAAGAUGUGUUCAUUAAGAAAAUAUUAAAUUUCCGUAAAGAUGAAAUGAAUUUUUUGGCUAAACGCAAAUAUUUAGACGCCUGGUGUGUUUAUUUUUGGGCUACUACUCCAGUUCUAAUGUGUUUCUUGACGUUUGGCGUGUCUGUGUGGAUGGGUAAUCCAUUGAUAGCAUCUACUACAUAUACAAGUGUGGCUUUGUUGAAUUUACUUAUUGGUCCAUUGAAUGCAUUUCCUUGGGUAUUGAAUGGUUUAAUAGAGGCAUGGAUUUCGGUGAAACGUGUACAGGAACUAAUGGAUCUUCGUAAUCUUGAUUUUUCUUCAUAUUAUAAUCCCAUAAUAAAAGGCAGUUCUAUGACAUCGAACGAUGAACGACCCGUGGUAUUACAAUUCAAAGAUACUACUUUUGAAUAUGAUAUGAUUAACAACGAUGAAGAUGUACAAACAACAACAUUUAGAUUGGAAAAUAUUAAUAUGGAAGUGAAAAAGGGUGAACUUGUGUGUAUUGAAGGUCCAGUGGGAGCUGGUAAGAGUAGUUUAAUAUCCGCCAUUGUAGCCGGUAUAAAUUGCUUAGGUGGUUCAAUAUGUGUACCAGAUUUUACCACAGGCUUUGGUUAUGUACCUCAAACGCCUUGGCUGCAGCGUGGCACUAUACGUGACAAUAUUGUGUGGGGUAAUGUUUUCGAUGAGAAAUUUUAUAAAUCUGUGUUAUUUGCUUGUGCAUUAAAUGAUGACCUAAUGGCAUUGGGUGGUGAUUUGGUGGGCGUGGGUGAAAAUGGUCGCACAUUAUCGGGAGGUCAAAGGGCUAGAAUUGCUUUAGCCAGGGCGGUAUAUCAGGAUAAAAAAAUUUAUUUGUUGGAUGAUAUUUUGGCUUCCUUGGAUGCUCAUGUGGCGCGUCAUAUUGUUAAACACUGCAUUUUAAAUUUGUUGAAAGAUAAAACUAGAAUUAUUGUAACACGUAGUGUUACUUUAUUCUAUCAUGCUAAUCAGAUUUUACACAUUGAAAACGGCAAAUUAACGCCUAGCGAAUACAUGUCUGAAAGUAUUGAUCUAAGUUUAGAAGACUCCAACGAUGAGGCAGAUAUGAUGGAUAGACGAGCAUCCAUAGAUUUGGAUGCAUUACAAAUGGCUCAUGAAAAGAAAAGUGUUGAUAGUAUAAUGCUAGAGGAGUCCAGAGAAUAUGGAAAUUUAUCUAUGAAUGUAUUUGCUUGUUACUGGAGAGCUGUAACAACGCCUUUGGGCUUAAUUGUUCUCAUGUCGGUGGUGUUUAUGCAGGUAACACGCAACUUAUCUGAUGCUUGGUUAGCUCACUGGGUAACGGACACUACAUUGGAUAAUAACACCUCUAGCGACAAUUCUUUAGAUCGUGUAAUACAGCCACCCUUGUGGAAAGAAGGAGCAAAUGAUUCAACGCCUGCCCAUACAACGGCAUAUUAUUUGAGUAUUUUUGCUUCUUUGGCAUUGAGUAAUUCCGUAAUGACUUUGGCUAGAGCUUUUCUGUUUGCCUUUGCCGGCUUGAAGGCCGCCAAAUAUAUACAUGACAAAUUACUUAAUAAAGUAAUAUAUACCAAAUUUAGUUUCUUUGAUGUCACUUCAGUGGGCCGUAUUUUAAAUCGUUUCUCAUCUGAUACCUACACCGUAGAUGAUUCCCUGCCGUUUAUUUUGAAUAUUUUAUUGGCUCAAUUAGUGGGUCUGGUGGGUUCAGUAUUUAUAAGCUUAUAUGCCAUGCCUUGGUUAAGUUUAAUUGUUAUACCCAUGGUUCCUGUAUAUUUAAGUUUACAACAUCGCUAUCGUCAUGCCUCUCGCGAUAUCAAGCGUCUUUCGAGUAAUGCCCUGUCGCCAUUGUACACUCAUUUCACUGAGACCUUACAGGGUCUGGUCACCAUUAGAACAAUGCGUGUAAGUAUUCGUUUUCAACGUGAUUUUCAUGCCAAGUUAGAAGAAAGUAUUAAGGCUCAACUAACCUCUUCGUCGGCGCAAAAUUGGUUAAGUAUACGCUUGCAGUUGUUGGGAGCUUUGUUGGUAGGUGGUGCCGGCAUUUUGGCGGCCAUUACUUCAGCCCAUGCUACCAAUCCUGGCUUAGUAGGCUUAGCCAUAUCGUAUGCUUUAAGUAUUACACACAUUUUAGGAGGAGUUCUCAAUGCAGUGGCCGAAACAGAACAAGAAUUAGUAGCUGUUGAGCGCAUCGAACAGUAUUUACAGUUGGAGGGAGAAGAUAAUGCUGAGGGCUCCCUCAAUCCGCCCUUCGGUUGGCCUACUCAAGGAGCUUUAAGCUUUAAAAACGCCCAGCUAUGUUAUAGGGAACAUCUGACACCAGCAAUACGAAAUUUAAACUUUAAAACAGAAGCUUUUGAGCGUUUAGCCAUAGUGGGGCGCACUGGGGCCGGAAAAACUUCCAUACUGGCGGCCUUAAUGAGAAUAGCUCCUUUAAGUAAAGGAGAAAUCACUUUGGAUAGCGUAAACUUGAAAACUUUAUCAUUGAAUGUUUUGCGCGAUCGCAUUGGCAUAAUACCGCAAGAACCCUUUCUAUUCGAGGGCACUGUUAGGGAAAAUCUUGACCCUCGUUCAUCAUAUUAUGACUCUGAAAUUUGGCAUGCUAUUACCAAUUGUUCAGCGGCCACCUAUUUAGUGCAAUCUUUGGGUGGCUUAGAUGGCAAACUCGAUAGGGGUGGCAUUAAUCUAUCGGCUGGGCAAAAGCAAUUGCUGUGUCUAGCUAAAGCUUUACUUAAAAAUUCCAAAGUCAUUUGUAUUGAUGAGGGCACCUCAAACUUAGACAACGAUUCCGAAUUCGCCAUGCAUCAAGCUUUGCGCUCUUCCUUCAAAAGUUCUACAGUCAUAUUUAUAGCUCAUCGUUUGAAUGGCCUACAUAAUAUGGAUCGUAUCAUUGUAAUGGAUCAGGCUGAAAUUAAGGAGCAAGGUACACCGCAAGAAUUGGCUUUGAAUACACAUUCUCUUUUCUAUAGUAUGUUACAGGCUCAACAUAUUAGUAUAGAUGAAUUUACGAGAAGGGAAUAGUUUUAAAAAAGUUUCCUAUAAAAUGUAGUUUAAUAUUAAGUUUUUUCUUUUUAAAUUUAUUUUAAUAUUUAUUUUUUUAAGCAAUUGUUUUAAAAUUUUAAAAUCACACAUUUUUUUCUUGUUACAUUUUUCAUUGUAGUCUUAAUUAAAAUGAUGUUUUAAUUAAA
Calliphora vicina (urban bluebottle blowfly) is the source of this 4942-nucleotide messenger RNA. RefSeq names its product ATP-binding cassette sub-family C member 10. Gene Ontology annotation, cellular component: membrane. The record is from RefSeq and is a predicted model, not a curated record. Gene Ontology annotation, molecular function: ATP hydrolysis activity; ABC-type transporter activity; ATP binding. NCBI's taxonomy places the organism in Eukaryota, Metazoa, Arthropoda, Insecta, Diptera, Calliphoridae. The transcript is spliced from 11 exons. Gene Ontology annotation, biological process: transmembrane transport. The coding region runs from base 288 to 4775 and encodes 1495 amino acids.